Molecule: messenger RNA, 1189 nt
Organism: Oncorhynchus keta (chum salmon)
Lineage: Eukaryota; Metazoa; Chordata; Actinopteri; Salmoniformes; Salmonidae
Gene: oip5
Product: opa interacting protein 5
Exons: 5
Coding region: 101-655 (184 amino acids)
Biological process (GO): chromosome segregation; CENP-A containing chromatin assembly
Cellular component (GO): chromatin; nucleus; chromosome, centromeric region
Source: RefSeq, a predicted model, not a curated record
AAACUAUCACAGAAAGACACUUGAAAGUAACACAAGAGGUUAUCACUGAAGUUGAACAAACGUGGCAUUUUGAAAUAAUAUAAUAUUUGUAAAAAAAAAAAUGGAUGAUUUUGAGUCAUUUCAGUCCUGCGACACAGAUGACCAAAAACUGGAGAAUGAGUCAGUGAACCAAGCCAUCGUGGAGAAUCCAGUGACUUUUCAUUGCGGACGAUGCAACACCGUGUGGGCUGAUUCCCGAGGAAUCUGUGGAGAAGCAACAUCGGUCAACUCUCUCAUUUGUCUUGAGGUAACCCAAGAUGUGAUCAUCAAUAGUGAACGUGAGUGGAGCCUGGAUGGUCUGUUCAGUGCAUGUGUGUACAACACUCUCCAAUGCGCCGGCUGUCUCUGCCUCGUGGGUGUAAUUCUCUACUCAACACCAGAGCACCUGUCUGCUCUGCGCAACCUCUUUCUCCUCAAUAAAGACCAGAUGUAUUGUUAUAUUUUCAGCACUGGCCAAAUGGUGAAAGCCUCGACACUCGACUUUAGUGUAGCACCAUUAGGAGAACGUUUAAGUGAGCUGAGACAACUGAUCCAAGAAACGGAAAGUCACCUUAGCAAUGUGUCAGCAGUGAUGGAUGACACCCGCACGAAUGAAGGGACCUCCUCUGUCCAGUAGUCAAGCUGAUCCUACCUGGGUCAUGUUCAUAAGGGCACGUUAUAGCAAAACGUUUUAAAAACAGAAAACGUGCGUUUUUCAAGUAUUUUUGUCCGUUUCUGUGCCUAAUGACCACGGAAGAGCCUGUUCUGUUUGACAAUCCUCCGUCAACUGCACUUUAUUCUCUAGUUCCAUGUUUUUAAAGGGCCUUUUCGUAGCCUGGGUACCAGUCUGUUUGUGCCAUCAUGCCACUCCUUUUGUUACGCCCCCCAAAAAAACAGUUCAGAAUAAUUUGGACUAAAUAGAGGACAUUCCUGUGUUGUAUUCCAAUGAAAAUGUAGAGUGAAAAUGGGAGUUCCCUCCUUGAGAUGUUGAAAAGUAGCGACCUCGUAUUUUACUGUUCAAUGUGUUUGCCUCAAUAGUUUAUGCUCAAUGGAAAUACUUUAGUUAACAUUGAUAAUGUGAAGCUCCACAUAGAUGAGACAUGGCACUGUGUGUUCAGGUAUUAAAACAUCUGUAAACUAAUAAAACAUCUUUUAAAUUUGCAUACUUCUA